Messenger RNA from Paramecium pentaurelia, 401 nucleotides. The record is from the annotation of a GenBank genome assembly. Lineage: Eukaryota; Ciliophora; Oligohymenophorea; Peniculida; Parameciidae.
UAAUGAAAGAUAAAUCCACAGAUAAAGUGACUAUUUUUACAGCCUAAUAAAAUUAAUAGCACAAAUAAUGCUACAAUUUAGAAACAAGCACUAGUCUUAAGAUUUUAAGGAGUCUUUAAACAAGUACAUCUGUAGGAAAUGUUUGCUAAGAAAAUUUAUCAAAUUUAAAUAAGGCUAUUGAUAGAAAAGUAGUUGAAAUCUAUGUCAAAGAGAAAUAAAAUCAAGGAUUUCUUACAAGUUUUCUUUAAUUGAUGUAAAAGGUUUUAUAAAUUAGGUUUACUCGUUAAUAAAAUCCAGUUUAGAUGGAAUUUGAAUAACAUUAAAAUGAUUCGAGUGAGGAAUGGCAACCAGACGAUGACGAUAAUGAUGUAGAUGAGACUGAUUCUUUUUAAUAACAGUGA